Messenger RNA from Nerophis lumbriciformis (worm pipefish), 4286 nucleotides. It is a transcript of the gene prkcaa, whose product is annotated as protein kinase C, alpha, a. Gene Ontology annotation, biological process: protein phosphorylation. The record is from RefSeq and is a predicted model, not a curated record. Gene Ontology annotation, molecular function: zinc ion binding; diacylglycerol-dependent serine/threonine kinase activity; ATP binding. Lineage: Eukaryota; Metazoa; Chordata; Actinopteri; Syngnathiformes; Syngnathidae.
CUCUCUCUCUCUCUUCCCCACACACACACUCACACACACACACACACACACACACUCUCACCAAGUCCACAGCGUGUGUCUCAGCUGGCUCCUCACUGGGGGAAAAAAACGGCACUCGGAACCACAGCGACGCCGAGCUCGCAGCGCUCAACAUGGCCGACACAACAAGUUUGAACGAGUCGUCCACCAGGGACGGGGCUAAUCGCUUCGCUCGCAAAGGAGCUCUAAGGCAGAAAAACGUCUACGAGGUGAAGGACCACAAGUUCACCGCCCGCUUCUUCAAGCAGCCGACUUUCUGCAGCCACUGCACGGACUUCAUCUGGGGCUUUGGAAAACAAGGAUUCCAGUGCCAAGUUUGCUGUUUUGUGGUCCACAAGAGGUGCCAUGAAUUUGUCACAUUCUGCUGUCCGGGAGCUGAUAAAGGGCCAGACACGGAUGACCCCAGAACGAAGCAUAAAUUUAAGAUCCACACAUACGGGAGCCCCACCUUCUGUGACCACUGUGGCUCUUUGCUGUACGGCCUCAUGCACCAGGGCAUGAAGUGUGACUCUUGCGACAUGAACGUCCACAACACGUGCGUCAUGAACGUGCCCAGCCUGUGUGGGAUGGACUACACCGAGAGGAGGGGGCGCUUGUACCUCAAGUGUGAGGUCAGCGAGGAGAAGAUGAAGGUCACAGUUGGCGAAGGCAGGAAUCUGAUACCCAUGGACCCCAAUGGCUUGUCUGAUCCAUAUGUCAAACUCAAGCUCGUACCUGACCCCAAAAAUGAGACCAAGCAGAAGACCAAAACCAUCCGCUCCAACCUGAACCCCAAAUGGAACGAGACAUUUACCUUCAAACUGAGGGCCACAGACAAGGACCGCAGGCUGUCCAUUGAGGUGUGGGACUGGGACCGAACCACCAGAAAUGACUUCAUGGGGGCUCUUUCAUUUGGUGUGUCGGAGCUCAUCAAAUCUCCAGCGUGUGGCUGGUAUAAGUUGUUGUGCCAAGAGGAGGGAGAAUAUUACAACGUUCCCAUCUCAGAGGAGGAUGACGGCAACGAGGAACUGAGACUGAAAUUUGAGAAAGCCAAGCUCGGCCCAGGGAAGAAGGCCAAUACAGAGACAGAUGGCAGCCCAUCCAGCCUGUUGCCAUCCAACCGCUUGGACCAGGUCAAGCUCACUGACUUCAGCUUCUUGACCGUUCUAGGGAAAGGCAGCUUUGGCAAGGUCCUGCUGGCUGAGAUGAAGGCCACUGAAGAGCUCUAUGCAAUAAAGAUUCUGAAAAAGGACGUGGUGAUCCAGGACGACGACGUGGAAUGCAUCAUGGUGGAGAAGAGAGUCUUGGCCCAGCAGGAAAAACCGCCCUUCCUCACACAGCUACACUCGUGCUUCCACACUGUGGAUCGUCUGUACUUCGUCAUGGAGUACGUGACUGGCGGAGACCUCAUGUACCACAUCCAACAAGUGGGAAAGUUCAAGGAACCGCAGGCAGUAUUCUAUGCAGCAGAGAUCGCUGUUGGUCUCUUCUUCCUGCACCGUAAAGGCAUCAUCUAUAGAGAUCUAAAGUUGGACAACGUUAUGCUGGACUGUGAGGGCCACAUUAAGAUCGCUGACUUCGGCAUGUGUAAAGAGAACAUGACGGACGGAGUGAGCACUCGGACCUUCUGCGGUACUCCGGACUACAUUGCCCCCGAGAUUAUUGCUUACCAGCCGUAUGGGCGUUCUGUAGACUGGUGGGCGUAUGGAGUACUGCUAUAUGAAAUGUUAGCCGGACAGCCUCCUUUUGAUGGAGAGGAUGAAGACGAGUUGUUCCAGUCCAUCAUGGAGCACAACGUGUCCUACCCGAAGGCCCUGUCCAAAGAGGCUGUUUCCAUUUGCAAAGGGCUGAUGACCAAGCAUCCGUCCAAGCGACUGGGCUGCGGCGCUGAAGGGGAGCGGGACGUCAAAGAGCACGCUUUCUUCAGACGUAUUGACUGGGAACGCCUUGAGAACAAGGAGAUACAGCCACCCUUCAAGCCCAAACUGUGCGGCAAAGGAGCGGAGAACUUCGACAAGUUCUUCACGCGCACACAGCCCCAGCUGACACCCCCGGACGAGCUGGUGAUCGCCAACAUCGACCAGGCCGAGUUCGCGGGCUUCUCCUUCAUCAACCCACAGUUUGUACACCCGUCGUUCAGCCCCAGCGCGUGAGAAAGACGGCCCGAGCGCCCCCUUUUCACCCCCCGCUGUGUGAAGGGUCUCCUCUACUCACUGCCACCAUUAAAACUCACCACCUAACACCCGACCACUACUCGACAUGACAACACUUGAUGUUUCUAACCCUAGGGCAUGCUUAUUUGUUCUCUAUGCUAUAUUUUGCAGUCUCGGUUAGGUUCAUUCUUGGCCGCCGCAAGAAGGCUUUCGAUUAUUCCUGAGCAUGUACUGUGUACAACCACGUCCUUUCUAACGAAGCUUUACCAAAACUGGACGCUGCCAGAAGGAAUAUUGUUUAUCUAUGCCAGUAAAUUAUGAAAGUAAAGGAAUGUAUCAAUUAUAGGAGAAGAAAAACAACAGUUUUUUAAAGGAAUGGACUCUUUUUGAAAAAGAUGCAUGAACUAUUUGACAAACAUCUCUCACUUGGUUCUCAUGAAGGAUGUGGAGAUAGCUUAGCCAAAUACUGUAUGAAGGAGAGGUGGUGCAAUGUUCCCCUGGAUCAUGUUUACUUCGUUUCUCUCUGCCAAUCAUAUUUUUUGCAUUAUUUGACGCUCGACAUAAUCAUCUCCCGUUGAAAUGAAGCGCAAACUCGUAUUUUAAUAUCAGAAGCGGUGGCGCCUGUAAAGAAAAAAAAAAGGCUAUUAAAGUUGGCCUGUUUGUUCCAAGCUACGUUACUUGACUUGAUAUCUGAGGAUCGUAGUUGCUAGGAGACGUACGGCCGUGCUCGGAUACGACUCGUAGGACAGAGAGACAGAAUUUUAGAAGUUAAUGCUAAAAGUUUACAGUGUGUUGUGUUGCCAAGUGUUUUAGUCCCAUCAUAAUGUGCUAACGGUGUACAAUAUGCUUGCUGUUUAUGACGUACAGCAGGGAAGGGAUUCAUAUGGCCCCAUUCCUGGGUGGAUCUCGCGUGAGAGGAAGGGGGGCGGGGGAUUUCUGUAUUUUCCGGACUAUAGAGCGCACCUGUAUAUAGGCUGCACCCACUAAAUUUUACAGAAAAAAAUAGCUUUCCAAAUAUUAGCCGCACCGGACUAUAAGUCGCAAAAUAAGUUAUUUACACAGAAAGAUUCUGUCAAUGUUUCCAAACGGCUGAUCAAACAAAACCUAAGUCAGGGGUCGGCAACCCAAAAUGUUGAAAUAGCCAUAUUGGACCAAAAAUUAAAAAAAAAAAAAAAUCUGUCUGGAGCCGCAAAUAAUUAAAAGUUAUAUUACAAACAGAUAGUGUGUCAUGAGAUAUAAAUUGAAUUAAGAGGACUUAAAGGAAACUAAAUGAGCUCAAAUAUAGCUACAAAUGAGACAUAAUAAUGCAAUAUGUACAUAUUGCUAGCCUAAAUAGCAUGUUAGCAUCGAUUAGCUUGCAGUCAUGCAGUGACCAAACGUGUCUGAUUAGCACUCCACACAAGUCAAUAACAAUCAACAAAACUCACCUUUGUGCAUUCACGCACAACCUUAAAAGUUUGGUGGACAAAAUGAGACAGAAAAAGAAGUGGCAUAAAACACGUCUUAGAAAGUCGCAGAUAGUUAUACGUGUAAACAAACUACGUUGCGUUCAAGGACCGCCAAAAUUAGUAGGACAAAACGGCGCUCGCCAAAUACUCGAAUCAGUGAAGCAUGUUUAAUACAAACAGCGUGCUUUAUAACAAUUAGGGAGGUUUGUGUCAUGUUUGUCCUCCUACAGAAACCAUAUUAAAACAAAAAAUAUAUUUUUUCCCCUCAUCUUUUUCCAUUUUUCAUACAUUUUUGAAAAAGCUCCAGAGAGCCACUAGGGCGGCGCUAAAGAGCCACGGGUUGCCGACCCCAGACCUAAGUUAAUAAUACUAACGCAGACAGACAUUACAUUACAACAGCACGUACAAAUAUGCAUGAAAACACUCCUACAGAUGUCACAUAUGGGACGGUGUAGGGAAGCAUUAACAGUUUUGGUUAUAUUGUAAAACUCGCAGUGAAUGAAGUAUCCAUACGAGUAGUAACGCUAUGGAUGGCUAGUAGACUGAACGGCACUCUACUUACGGUUGAAAGCACUAAAAAUGGAAGGACGCUGCAGCACCUUGCAGUGAGCGUACCCUUCCAAAAGAUGGCACCGUAGCACAAACAAUAAAACAUUUUCUCAGUGUA